AGAGAGAGAGAAACAGACACACAGUCAAGGGACGGGGUUUACAUUAGACACAUCGUGUCUCUUUAGCUUGUAGCGAGCUCCGGAGAGAAAGGGCGGAGAGCGACAAUAAGGAUCAAUUUUCAAGUGUUUAUGAGGAGGAGACGCGUCGGGUACCCAGCACCGACCACAGCGGAGAGAGCAUCGCGGCGGGUCCCCUGCACCAACCACAGUGGAGAGAGCAUCGCGGCGGGUCCCCAGCACCAACCACAGCGGAGAGAGCAUCGCGGCGGGUCCCCAGCACCAACCACAGCGGAGAGAGCAUCGCGGCGGGUCCCCAGCAGCAACCAGCCCGAGAGAGCAACGCUGCGGAGCACCACCGCGGCGGCAGGGAGAGCGGCAUCAGGGCUCUGCCCUCUUCCUUCACCAUGACGGUUGCUACGGGCGACCUGGGGGACGAGGCGGCGGCCCAUCCCGGUGACCCGUACGAACCAGAACCGGACCACGAGUGCUGCGAGCGCGUAGUCGUCAACAUCUCCGGGUUGCGCUUCGAGACGCAGCUCAAGACCCUCUCCCAGUUCCCUGAGACCCUGCUGGGGGACCCCAAGAAGAGAAUGAGGUACUUUGACCCUCUGAGGAACGAGUAUUUCUUUGACAGGAACCGUCCCAGUUUCGACGCCAUCCUCUACUACUACCAGUCGGGCGGGAGGCUUCGUCGGCCGGUUAAUGUCACCCUAGACAUCUUCUCUGAGGAGAUCCGUUUCUACGAGCUGGGAGAAGAGGCCAUCGAGAUCUUCAGGGAGGAUGAGGGUUUCAUCAAGGAGGAAGAGCGACCUCUUCCAGAGAACGAGUUCCAGAGACAGGUGUGGCUGCUGUUUGAGUAUCCCGAGAGUUCCGGCGCAGCCCGUAUCAUCGCCAUCAUCAGCGUCAUGGUGAUCCUGAUCUCCAUCGUGUCCUUCUGCCUGGAGACACUCCCCGUGUUCCGGAACGACGAAGAGGACGACGGCAACAAGGUGUUCCAGCCUUUCAACAACUCCACUUCUUCCUACACCUCCUCCUACUUCACUGAUCCCUUCUUCAUCCUGGAGACGCUCUGCAUCAUCUGGUUCUCCUUUGAGUUUCUCGUCCGCUUCUUCGCUUGUCCCUCUAAAGCCGGGUUCUUCGGUAACAUUAUGAAUAUCAUCGAUAUUGUGGCGAUUAUUCCAUAUUUCAUCACGUUGGGCACAGAGCUGGCAGAGAAACCGGAAGACGGGCAGGCGGGGCAGCAGGCCAUGUCUCUCGCCAUCCUCAGGGUCAUCCGUCUGGUCAGGGUGUUCAGGAUCUUCAAACUGUCCAGACACUCCAAGGGGCUCCAGAUCCUGGGCCAGACACUGAAGGCCAGCAUGCGGGAGCUGGGUCUGCUCAUCUUCUUCCUCUUCAUCGGAGUCAUCCUCUUCUCCAGCGCCGUCUACUUCGCCGAGGCCGACGAGGCGGACUCACAGUUCAGCAGCAUCCCAGAAGCCUUCUGGUGGGCCGUGGUUUCUAUGACUACCGUCGGCUACGGCGACAUGGUGCCCACCACCAUCGGCGGGAAAAUCGUCGGUUCGCUCUGCGCCAUCGCCGGCGUGCUGACCAUCGCCUUGCCCGUCCCCGUCAUCGUGUCCAACUUCAACUACUUCUACCACCGGGAGACGGAAGGCGAGGAGCAAGCGCAGUACCUGAACACUCCCGUUGCCCCCAAGGACGACUCAGCCGAGGACCUGAAGAAGAACGGCCGCAGCAGGACUGGAUCCACCCUCAGUAAGUCAGACUACAUGGAGAUACAGGAAGCAGCACUGAAUCACAGCACAGAGGACUUCAGAGCAGAGAGCCUGAAGACAGGCAACUGCACCCUGUUGGCUAAUGCUAGCACCCUGUUGGCUAAUGCAAAUAAGCAAGCUAACUCUAACACAUUGGCUAACACCAACUACGUCAACAUCACCAAGAUGAGAACGGAUGUAUAGCCUCUUUCAGGCGUUACAACAAGUGACUUCCUUGACUGUAGAGGUGCAGGGGGACUGGAAGGAAAGAGUAGGGAGGAGGGGGAAGAAGACUGAGGGAAAAUCCCUCCUCUCUGAUGUUGUAGAAGGCUUGGAGACCCUACUGUGGGAGUCCAGAAUGGAUCACAUAAACUCUGGUAAGAGCAGAGAUCCGGCAUCUCACCCCCCGGAAACGGAUCUGUUCCUAACUCAACCCCCUUGCCCUUUCUUCUCCUGUUGGGAGUUGAAGCGUCCUUGUGUUCGGUGACUGUAUGGCGUUAGUCUGGGCUGUGUCACUGUUCAGCUGUCCAGUAGUCGUCUAUAUGCUCUGCUCGCUGCAGUAGUCCAAUAGUAGCCAAACGGCUGGUACUAGACUAUAUAAACUCACUGACAGCAAAACGGGACCACACCCUUAUCUUAUUCCACACUCUGCUCAAACUGCCCGCUGUUAUCGUCAGCACAGAUCUAGCAUCAGCCUGCCCUGAACAAAUCCUAGCCCGUAACCAGUAGGAUAUAUACUACAAAACUGACCUCAAAUCAGCGUCUCAUCUUAAAACUACUUAGCUCUAACUGCCAGCCAAUAGGAGCUUCUUAACCUCCUCUCUCCCACCCCAUACCCCCUGAACCUCUCUCCCACCCCAUUAUUCCCUGAACCUCUCUCCCACCCCAUUAUUCCCUGAACCUCUCUCCCACCCCAUUAUUCCCUGAACCUCUCUCCCACCCCAUUAUUCCCUGAACCUCUCUCCCACCCCAUUAUUCCCUGAACCUCUCUCCCACCCCAUUAUUCCCUGAACCUCUCUCCCACCCCAUUAUUCCCUGAACCUCUCUCCCACCCCAUUAUUCCCUGAACCUCUCUCCCACCCCAUUAUUCCCUGAACCUCUCUCCCACCCCAUUAUUCCCUGAACCUCUCUCCCACCCCAUUAUUCCCUGAACCUCUCUCCCACCCCAUUAUUCCCUGAACCUCUCUCCCACCCCAUUAUUCCCUGAACCUCUCUCCCACCCCAUUAUUCCCUGAACCUCUCUCCCACCCCAUUAUUCCCUGAACCUCUCUCCCACCCCAUUAUUCCCUGAACCUCUCUCCCACCCCAUUAUUCCCUGAACCUCUCUCCCACCCCAUUAUUCCCUGAACCUCUCUCCCACCCCAUUAUUCCCUGAACCUCUCUCCCACCCCAUUAUUCCCUGAACCUCUCUCCCACCCCAUUAUUCCCUGAACCUCUCUCCCACCCCAUACCCCUGAAACUCAACUAUGUGGAUGUUAUUUCGCCUCAGAAGAAUGUAAGAGGUAUUUCAUCAAUGUGCUUAAUGUUAAUGUGUGCCCUGUCAGCUCUCUCUGGGCUCUCUGGGCUCUCUGGGCUCGCUCUCUGGGCUCGCUCUCUGGGCUCUCUGGGCUC
Salmo salar (Atlantic salmon) is the source of this 3365-nucleotide messenger RNA. It is a transcript of the gene kcna2b, whose product is annotated as potassium voltage-gated channel, shaker-related subfamily, member 2b. Gene Ontology annotation, cellular component: dendrite; axon terminus; juxtaparanode region of axon. NCBI's taxonomy places the organism in Eukaryota, Metazoa, Chordata, Actinopteri, Salmoniformes, Salmonidae. Gene Ontology annotation, molecular function: protein binding; delayed rectifier potassium channel activity. The record is from RefSeq and is a predicted model, not a curated record. Gene Ontology annotation, biological process: action potential; potassium ion transmembrane transport; protein homooligomerization.